CUGAGCAAGGUGGAGUUUGCACUUAUACCCAAUUUUACAUUCUCCAAAGAUCGCGAUGCCACAGUUACAGCAGCCAAGGAGCAGUGGAAGCAAAUCUUUGCACCUUUAUUCCCACGACUGACCGAGCGAGGUAUCUUCCGCGCCAUAGUGAGGGAUUCUUCGUCAAACGGGAAUUUUUGAUCAUUGCGCCGUUGUGUCUCCAGCGGAUACUUCUCGCGUUCGUGGUCUUGUCUUUACUCUGGCAACGAUGAAGGACACGCUCAAGUGGGCCGCCAAGUUUUCUGCCCUCGUCUCGCUGGCUCUUCGAAGUGUCGUCGCACACUUCGGUCUCUUCCACAAUCCCCUACGCCAUAUACAUCAAGCGCUCAACGCCUCCAUAGCGGCCAGGCGAUCCUGGUCCGAAUUCUCCAAAAGACGUCUAUCCGUCCAUUUCGUCGUCUUCACGACGAAGCCGGCAACGCUUAUUCUACCGGGCCAAUUUGGGAGCCGCAGUGGCCCGUGUCUUCGACGAGUGAUCCGAGACGGACUCAGCAGAUCCAUCAGAUAUGUCUCCACUGAGAGACUCCUAAAGGCGAAGUGGCCUGGAAUUUGAUCUCGUGCCAUGGUAUGGAUUCCCGUGCUCGUACGUGCACGACGUCCACAAUAUC
Molecule: messenger RNA, 647 nt
Organism: Laetiporus sulphureus 93-53
Lineage: Eukaryota; Fungi; Basidiomycota; Agaricomycetes; Polyporales; Laetiporaceae
Exons: 2
Coding region: 248-592 (114 amino acids)
Source: RefSeq, a predicted model, not a curated record